CUCCACCUUCGAUAUCCGCAUACGAUGGGCAACUCCCAACACGCUUCGCCAGAGAUGAACAUGCUUUGAUUCGAUGUGUCGAUACGAGCUUGUUGGUGCCUUUAUAUUGCUGACCCAAGACCUGGCGGACAAAUUUAAGAAGCGUAAAGACAAUCACAGCUCUCCAUCACAGGAGCCACCAUGCUUCACGAAAUCCUCCUCUCCCUCUCAGGCCACCCCUCUCCACUCCUCACCGCCGACCAUUCAUCCCCGAAUUCCAUCCUUUCACCCCCAGAGAAAGCACUCCUCUCUUCAAUAGCCCACUUGAGCGACCUGCAUUGUAGACUGCUGGCGCAUACAUCUACUAUUGCAACAACACAUCCAUCCACUAUCUGCCAAGCUGUAGCCACGGCGAUAAGGUCUACCCAUCUUGCUCAAUUCCAACGGAAGGUGUUAGAGGUUGAAGACGGCAUCCUAAGAAAAGAUGCCGGGAUUGUGGGGGCAUAUAACAUUGUGCCAUUGACGGGUAUCGUUGGAGAAUUUUCGGGAUGGCCAAGGAGAAUGGAAUGGUUUUUGGAAGUGGUGGAAUUCAUGAUGCGGAGUAAUGGUGGACAAACGAAGAAGUGUGCUGGAGCUAUGAUCAUCGACAAACUGUGUGAUUCCAUACGGACCGGCUAUGUUGACAUCGAAGAGGCGGCGUUGAGUUUGGUGAGAGUUGCUGAGACAGCAUGGUUGAAGCAGAUUUCUUCCUGGGUCCUAUAUGGACGACUGCCCAGUUUUGGCAAGGAGGAUUUCUUCGUACAGCUGAUACUGGGCGACGUGCAGGAGUAUGAGAGCAAGCCAGAGCUAUUACCAGCAUUUGUGUCAACGCCAACUGCCAAUUCGCUACUCUUCAUUGGAAGGUCUUUGAACCACAUUCGAGUCAAGGGCAUAUCCAGUGCAUCCUCUCCAGAGUUAGACCUGCUAUCCUCACAUCUGCAGCAAUUGUCAACAUUGAAAUUUCCUAUCAACAGUGCCAAUUUUUCCCGAGUCAUAGCUUCGAUACGUCUCUCGUUGUCGCGAACCACGCUCCAGAAGCUACUGCCUCUAAGCCGGGUUCUCGAAAUCCUAUUUCUGCUUCGAGAAUUCUUCCUACUGGGACGUGGAGAAUUUCCUCUUGCCCUGAUCACGGAAGCGGACGAGAAAAUAAGGUCCAGAUGGCGAAGAGCGGACAAUAUUGGCUAUGACAAGCGUGAUAACAUUGGGAACAUUGUUGUAAAAGAAGGUGAAAUCUCAGCUGUCUUGGCACGGGCUUGGGCUGCUAUGGGUCUACUUCAAGGACAAUAUGUGGACGAUCAAGAUGAGGACGAAUUACUUGAGCUUGCAAGAGAUCUUGUACAGUUGACCAUCCCCAAAUCAACCUCCACACCUUCAAAAGCUACUGCGACUCCCCAGACUAUGGUGUCUACGCCCUUUAGGAAUCUACUUCUUUCGGUGCCAGUCUCUUUAACUCUCCAAAUUCCGUCACCACUGGAUCUGUUUUUGACACCACCAGACGUCCAGAUAUACUCUGGUAUCAACGCUUACCUGUUGUCUAUACAUCGAGCGCAUCUUCGGCUGACGGAUCUAUGGAAAAUUACGGCUCUACGACGUGACCAUCCAUCACCUCCAGGCCCUCCCUAUGGCAGCUCAACUGUCGGUAGAAAUAAAGUACGUACUCUGCGUAGUAGAGCGAAUGAGCGAUCAGCAGCGAUGCGAAGUGUCUGGGCUACAAACAGCGCGGCAGUGUUCUUCCUUGGCGAGACGGAAGCCUAUCUUCAAGGUGAAGUCGUCCAAGGAACCUGGCUGGGCUUCAAGAACUGGAUUACUGGAGAUGUUGCUUCCCGCCCUACCUCCUCAAAGAGUCAACCUAUCGAAGACGAGGAUGACAUAUGGUUACAAGCAGGGAAAGAGCCCAUAGCUCAAAGUCCAACAUAUACGCAUGAUCCCCAAUCACUUGCAGACGCUCAUAGAAGGUACUUGUCAGCAUUGACCUCAAGUCUACUCUUAAACACGCCAUCAUUCACGGAACCUCUCUACCACCUGCUGCAGCAAGUCGAUCAUUUAGUAGCGUUGGUCUAUCGAGUUCACUCGAUUUGGCAGUCUCUUGACCUCGAAGCUGAUGAAGGUGUCGUGGAUGCCUUUUCUGACUUCCACAAAGAAGAGAACGAUGUCAAAGAGCAGCUCGUGGUCAUCGCCAAUAGGGUGAAAGGUGCAAUCGAAGAGCUUGUCAAAUGUUUACGAGAUAUUGACCAAGAGAAAGAAGGCUGGGACAACGGCUUUUCAGAACUUGUUCUGGGUGAGGAAGGAGCUUAUGUUCCAGCGAAGGUAGGGCGAGUCGAUAGGCUCUUGAUGAAACUAGAUUUUGGGGGUUGGUUUGAUGUAACCAAGGGAGACGGGGACUUGGUCAGAGACGGCGAUAGUGAUUAUGAUGAGUUAUGAUGUGAAAGUCACGAUUGAUGGAAUAUACCCUAGGCGUUCUUCGGAUAACACGGCAGAUAGCUGACGCGUUGAAUUUUGAGAAUGCAUUUUGUGCAAUGG
Messenger RNA from Mollisia scopiformis, 2538 nucleotides. RefSeq lists its product as uncharacterized. NCBI's taxonomy places the organism in Eukaryota, Fungi, Ascomycota, Leotiomycetes, Helotiales, Mollisiaceae. The record is from RefSeq and is a predicted model, not a curated record. Gene Ontology annotation, cellular component: spindle pole; gamma-tubulin complex; equatorial microtubule organizing center. The transcript is spliced from 3 exons. Gene Ontology annotation, molecular function: microtubule minus-end binding; gamma-tubulin binding. The coding region runs from base 181 to 2439 and encodes 752 amino acids. Gene Ontology annotation, biological process: mitotic cell cycle; spindle assembly; meiotic cell cycle.